Messenger RNA from Solenopsis invicta (red fire ant), 1680 nucleotides. Its product is annotated as syntaxin-6. Bases 366 to 1229 code for a protein of 287 amino acids. The transcript has 6 exons. Gene Ontology annotation, molecular function: SNAP receptor activity; SNARE binding. NCBI's taxonomy places the organism in Eukaryota, Metazoa, Arthropoda, Insecta, Hymenoptera, Formicidae. The record is from RefSeq and is a predicted model, not a curated record. Gene Ontology annotation, cellular component: synaptic vesicle membrane; endomembrane system; SNARE complex. Gene Ontology annotation, biological process: vesicle fusion; intracellular protein transport; Golgi vesicle transport.
CGAGUCGAAUAAAUAGCGGUGCGUGACACCGGAGCCGGAGCAGACGUCACGGUAACGCAGGUGUUAUUGGAGCUAUUUAUUGCUGCAUUGCACGACACCGACCGACAGACCGACCGACCGAUCGUCCGCGCACUCCCGCCGCAGGCACCAGACAACGGGAUUGUGCGUGCGGGUGUAGCUCCCCGCAAGGCCAGCGAGCGCGCCGUUUCUCGGGGGACCCCUCCGGUCGCGCUCGGGAAUCUCGUCCCCACCGAUGAGCGAGCGGCCGAGGCGCGAACGCGCUUCCACCGAGGGUGCCGCGCGGCCGUCGCGGCGAGACAGGCCGCGGCCCAGGCUUUAAAUUCAAAGACGGAGCGGAUAGAGGAAUGACGCUGGAGAACCCGUUCUUUGUCGUCAAGGACGAGGUGUGCAAGGCGUUGAACAAGAAUCGCGGCUUGUACGGACGUUGGAGCGAGCUGCAGAAUGUCGGGAUUACGUCGCCGACCGGACUAAGCGGCUCAGCCACCGCGAUCUCGCGUACGGACGAGCUCGAUUGGACUACCACCGAACUGCGGAAAGCACUUCGUUCCAUCGAGUGGGACCUCGACGACCUCGAAGACACUAUCUGUAUCGUUGAGAAAAAUCCAACAAAAUUCAAGAUUGACAACAAAGAGUUGACUGUUCAACGGAGCUUCAUCGAGCAAGCGCGAGAAGAAGUCAAGAUCAUGAAGGACAAACUGAAUUUAAGCAGAAGCCGGGAUCGCGACAGCACGGCGAGACAGCCGCUUUUGGACAACAGCCCAGCGAGAGUGCCGGCCAAUCAUGGCACUACUAAGUACAGCAAAUUAGAAAAUGAAAUAGAUAGUCCAAACAGACAGUUUCUCAGUGAUACAAUGCAACAACAGAAUUCUAUGAUAAGACAGCAGGACGAACAGUUAGAUAUGAUUGGGGAAUCGGUCGGUACAUUGAAAACAGUGUCCAGGCAAAUUAACAGUGAGCUGGACGAACAGGCUGUGAUGUUGGAUGAAUUCGGAAACGAGUUAGAGACGACGGACUCCAAAUUAGACGCUACCAUGAAGAAGAUGGCCAAGGUGCUACACAUGAGUAAUGGUAACUAUAAUAAUUACAUUCCUGCUCCUACUACCCCGGUGACAUCCAGUGUCGCCGAUCUCGUCUCUGAUAACAAACCCUCCUCUCUCUCCUCUUUAUCUACCACAAUCGCCAAUUGUUUUCUGUGUUCCAGCGAUUAAUUGUCAUAUUAAUUGUUCUGCGCCUUUGAACAAUUCAAGGAUACCAAUAAAAGAUAUUGUAACUGCAUUUUCGGAUACAUUUUCAAUCUUAAUUUUAACAUACAAAGAAAAUAUAAAAUAAUAACUAUAUGAGAUGAAAUACAUAUAUAAAUAUAUGGAAUAAGAUGAAGAGGAUAGAAAUAAUAUUUUCAAAAAAAGUUACAAUAUUUUGUAUUGAUGCCAUUGAAUUAUUUUCUAAUAAUUGAAUUAUCCUUUAGAAUAUUGUUUAGAUGAAAAAAAUGGCCAUUUAAAAUCUAGAGAAUACACUUAAUUCUACGUAUUUGUAGCGCAAGUUCGAAUUUUAUGUAACAACACAAUUUUAGAAAUGUUUAGAAAUUUAAAGAGUCACAACAGUCUCCUAUUAAAUUAAAAAAGGAUAUCAAUCAGAAAUUUGAUCCAAAAUAUCGUUGAA